AAUCAUAUGACUUUCGUCACAAAUCCAAUCUCGUCUUAUUGAUUCCUGUGUAGGUCUCUAUUCUCGCUCGACAUAGUUUUUGUUUGUAUCAGUUAUGGCGAGUCAGACACAGGGGAUCCAGCAAUUGUUGGCUGCUGAAAAACGUGCAGCUGAGAAAGUAUCAGAGGCAAGGAAGCGAAAAGCAAAACGCCUAAAGCAGGCCAAGGAGGAGGCUCAAGAUGAGGUAGAGAAGUACAGACAGGAGCGGGAGAGGCAGUUCAAAGAGUUUGAAGCCAAGCAUAUGGGCACAAGGGAAGGUGUAGCGGCUAAGAUCGAUGCUGAAACCAAGGUCAAAAUUGACGAGAUGAACAGAAUGGUUAAGUCACAGCAGGAUGCGGUAAUCAAAGACAUCCUCAAUUUGAUCUACGACAUCAAGCCAGAACUUCACAUCAAUUACCGCACCUAAAUUAAGCGUACAAAUCCUAAAUCUAAUUUGUUGCAAUGUUGCGAAUUUGCGGUUACGCAAACAUAGAUUUUAUUGUUAUUGUAAUACUGUUCUUAAUCGAUAGGCACAUAGGCGCGGAGCGACACCUCGCGGGCACGCGCGCAAACUAUCAACUGUCAUUUUGACGUUUUAGCGCGGGAAAAACUGCCCACAGCUGUAUAUAUAUAAUCCGCUUGAUUUCUGUAUUUAAUUAAACAUUGAUGAAUUAAUAUAAGCGUGUAAUGGAGAAAUCAGCUUGGCAUCAUUCCAUUUGAAAUUGAUUCGAAGGCAGACAACAUAUAAAUUCAUAUAGGUGUAAUUCCUAAUAUAUAUUGUAUGUUUAUUCUAUGUUGUAUGUUGAAUAGAAAUUAAAGUUUAAACAAAAAUAACAUGCGA
This is a messenger RNA of Achroia grisella, 859 nucleotides long. RefSeq names its product V-type proton ATPase subunit G (gene Vha13). Bases 95 to 445 code for a protein of 116 amino acids. The record is from RefSeq and is a predicted model, not a curated record. Gene Ontology annotation, molecular function: proton-transporting ATPase activity, rotational mechanism. The transcript has 4 exons. Gene Ontology annotation, biological process: proton transmembrane transport. NCBI's taxonomy places the organism in Eukaryota, Metazoa, Arthropoda, Insecta, Lepidoptera, Pyralidae. Gene Ontology annotation, cellular component: vacuolar proton-transporting V-type ATPase complex.